AUGAAUUAACUUGAAAUUAGUGAUGAAGGAGUUGCAGAACAAAUUGUAGAAUUAUGUGAGCAAAUCAAUGAAGGGAUCUGGAAUAAUGAAUCUGAAAUUUUAGAGAUGUUUAAAGAAAUAUUUGAAAAUUUGAAUGAGUAAAAGUAAAAAACUGCUCUUGUUUACAUAAAGACUAAUUAAUCAACCUAAAUAUAUGUUAAGAAACUUGAAUUGUAAUUCUUAAAUACAGAAAUUCAUUAACCCUUAAUAGAAGAGGUAAUUGAUUAUAAAAAUAUAUAUAAAUAAAUAACUCAUCAACAUACAGAUUGGUAAUAAUUAAUAAAUCUUUUAAAAUAAAAAGAAUUCUGUGAAUAAAAUAAUAUUAAUCCUGUAAUUAUAAAUAAUUUUGAAAUUCUAUAAAAACUUAAAGUAAAAUUAUUCAGCCUAUUAAAAAUAAGUGAACUAACAUAAAUUAAAGAAUUUGGAUAUCCUUAUUUGAAUAUGAUUAAAGUUUUAUUAGGAUUUAUUGAAAAGGAUAAUGAUCUAGAUGAAUCAGAGGCAAAAAAAUUAGAAAUGAUUAUUGGAGCUUUAUUAGAAAAAUAAAUAAUGUAAUUUUUAGAAUAUGAAGAUAAUUUAUUUUAAUCUUAAAACUCUGAAAUGAUCAAAAAAAUGAUCUUUGCUAUAUAACAAGAAGGAAAAAAAUAUUAAGAUUUUUCAACUGAAUUAUGUUCUCUCACCUUUGAUUAAAAAAUGUUUAUUAAGAUAUGUACUAUUCAAACAAAGGAAAAAGCAUUAGAAAAUAUCAGAAAAUAAAUUUCAUUGUUAUUUUAUUGUGAGAACUUAAAAUGGGAAUAAAAAUUGGAGAUGAAAAAUAUAGAUUAAAAUAUUCUUAAGUAUCAUGGAUUUGAAAGUUUAUACUUUAGCAUAAUUUUCUACUUUUGGCAGUAAUACUGUUAUCAAAAAUAUGGUGAAUUGAAUCAAUUUCAAAUUAAUUUAAAAAAAUUGACUAAAAUUGAAUAAAAAUCUAAAUUAAUAAAGGGUUUUAUUUCUAAAGCAAAAUAAAAUAGUUAAGAUUAAAUUUAUCUGUUUAUGAUCCAUCAUUCAAUACAAUUUUCAUCUGAAAAAAAAGAAUAUAUUAUUGAUGAAGAAAAAAUAUAAAACUAUUAUGAAUUUUAGCAAAAUAAUUAUAAUUAAAUUUGUACUGUAUUUGAAUGCAGAAUAGAAAAUUUUUUAUAAACUGAUUUAUAUUGUUAAUUAAACAAUUUAAGAUUUAUACCUUUAUUUAAUUUGAAAAAGAUAAUCCAAUAAAGUAAAUAAAAUUAAUAUGUUGAUCAAAUUCAAACCAAACAAUAAAUUGAUAUAAAUUUAGAUAAUGAUAUUACUUAAAUACAGCAAAAUCAAUCAAUAAAACAAUGUUCAUAAGAUAUUAUCAAUCAAUGUAUUGAGACAAAUUUAACAGAAUAACAAGUUUGUAUUAUUUCACUGUUAUUUUAAAAUCCUUAAAGAGAAUUUUAUAAUUAAACGAUCAAAGAUUUAGUAUUAAAAUUUAUAUUUCAGCAAAGUGAUGACAUUCAUACAUACAUAAAUGAAUUAAUAAAUUAAGAAUAACAUUUAUCAUUUGGAGAGGUUGUAUUAUUAUUAGAAUUGUUGAGUCCAAAAUUUGAAAAAAAUAUAAUAAGUAUCAUAAAACUCUAUAAACUAAAUUAAUCCUUAAAACUUAUUAGGGUAGUAUUUUGCUUAAUUUAAUUUUUUACAGUUAAUUAAUAAUUAGUAGGAAAGCAAGAAGAAUUAUAAAUAAAAGAAUCAUUAUAAUUAUCAGUAGAAUUAACCAAGUAGUUAUUGUAAUUAAAUGAAAAAGAGUUACUUUCACUUAAAAUUCUGUUUGGAAAGAAAAAAUUCUAAAUACUUUUAGUGGCUGUAGUCAAUUAAUAUUUAAUUUCAGACAUUAAAGCUAAGACUUAUUACAUGAAAAUUCUAAAAAUAUUAGUCCCAAUGUGUCCAGGAAAAUAUCAUGUUUCAAUUUAAACAUUCAGAAUCUUAUUUUUAAGUAUAAGACCUGGGUUAUUGAAUUACUUAUUCUCAUUAAGUAAAAAGCAAAACAUUACACAAGAUGAUUUUAAAAAAACCUUAAUAAUAAUUUUUACAAUUAUGGUAAAUAAGAAUCAAUAGACCUCAAAAUUUAUACUGUCUAACCUACAUUAUUUCUUUACUCAGUCUUGUUAUGAUUUCGAUUAGAUUUGGAGAACUAGACAAAUGUAAGUUAUGGAUAAGCAUAAUUUUAAGUUUAACCUAAUUAAAUUCUUAAAUUCCAGAUACAUGAUCAAAAGUUUGGUGGAAGAAUGCUUUUCUCUAUUUAAGGAGAAUCCUCAAUUUUAUAAGGAAUAGCUUGGAAAAGUAAAUUAUUUUAAAAAUAUCUAAAUACAUUCUGUUUAUUUUCUCCAAAAAAAUAUAAUUGAUUAAUGCCCAUCAGAUGGUUGCUUUUCACUUGAAGAUUUCAAUAUCUCAUUAACUGAAACAUCAUCCCAAUAAGAGAAGAAAAUUGUGUAGGAUUGGAUGGAUAAUAUAAAGGAUACAUAAAAAUUUAAAUAACUAAUUCCGUUUUUUUUUAACAUUAUUAAGAGAGGGGAGUCAUCAAAAAAGUUAUUGUCAAUAAUCACAACAUUCAAAAACUAAAAUAAAGAGUCUAUAAAAAUUAUCAGCAAUAUGAAAGCAUUGUUUUAAUUAUUUUAUAACAAUUCUAAUGAUGAACUUAAGGUUAUGUUACUUAAACUCUACCAAAAUAUGUAUCCUGUCCCUUUAAUUUUUCAAAAUCCAUCUUUAUAAACUGCUAAAGAAGAAAUUGAUUUAUAUGGAUUUAAUGAGAAACUGUAUUAUGUAUUUUAAACAUCUUUUCCUAUCAUUAAUUUUUCCUUAAGCUAAAAGUAAGCUUAAAUAGGGAAGACAGAGUUAAUAAAUUAAUUGUUUUACUAGUAGGAUAAAUUUGAGACAUAGGAUACUUGCCAAUUAAAUAACAAUACUAUUGAUAUAAUGUUUGAUACAUAAUUUAAUGGAUCAAGAAAUUUUAGUGUUGCUGAUGCUCAUGGCUAAUUUCCAAUAGAAUUAUUAGUUAAAAUUUUGCCAUUAUUCCGAAUGUGGAUUCUACAAUUUGAUUCAGAAUAUGAACUUAUUGAAAAUUAUAGAAAGUUAUAGGAAAUCAAGAAAAGCCUGCCUAAACAAAAUUCUACAAUAUGUUUUAUUAUAAGAAAUUACAAAGGAGAGUUAGAAGAGAAUAUUAUUAAUGAAGAAUUAAAGAAAAAUUUAGAGCAGUUGAAAAAAGAAGGAAUAAAAGUACAUAAAAUAAUUGAUUUGGCUUAGAAAGGUUUGGAUAAAUCUUUAAAAGAGUAAGAAUUGUAACUUGCCUAAUCUUUUAUUUUCAAUGAGAUCACUAAAGUAAAUUAACAAUAAUCACUAGUCACUAAUUAAGAUUUUUUAGGAAUAAUAUAAAAAUUUGAUUCAAAAGAAAAAAAAGUAUCUCAUUAAUUUUUAUAAGACAGGUUUAUCAUUAAAGAUUUAGAAAAUGAACUAAAUAGAUUGGUUUAAAAACCUAUGGGAUUUUAUGAUUAAGAAGCUUUUCCAAUUAGAUCCAUAGAAUACCAAUUAAAGAUUUUAAAAGAAAGAGAAAUCUAAUUGAUUCAAUAAAAAAAUAAUACAAGUUAAAUUUAAACAAACAACUAAAAGGAGUUUGACAAAAAUCAAGAUAACAAAGAAUAUGAAGAAACAAAGUAAUAAAUAAUCAAAUUAGAAGAUUCAAUUAAGAACGCUGAAUUAUCAAACCUUUUAAAUAUGUUUUGUAAAAUAUUUGACUAAAGCUCAUACUAUAUUUUAUAUUUAUAAUUUACAGAUUAAGUUAGAAAAUUUAAUGAACGUAACACUUAUGAAUUGUAGGAAAAAAAUCAAAUUAUUAAUGAAAAAUUGAUGAAACUUAAAAAAGACAGGGAUUAAAUAAAGCUUAAAAAGAAUGAAACUAAUAAAGAAUCUUCAUCAAUAAUAAAUUAUGAUGGAAAAAAUAAAAUAUAUAAAAAAUAACAAGAUGAACUAAAGCAGGAACUAAAAUAAAAUUUGGAAAAUAUAGCAUUCAGAAAUAUUGGGAUAGAAAUGUUUUGGAGAGAGCUUAUUGCAAUCAAUUAAAGAAGUUUGGCUCCUAUAUAAAUUGAUCCAGCAGAUAAGGUAUAUGAAAUGAUUAAAAAAGGGGAACCUUUUGAAUUUCUAGACGGAGAUUCUCUUUAGAUAAAUGCAAAAUUUUUGGAUGAACUUAAAAAUAAAUUCACAAAUUUGGGAAAAGAGAAGGUUUUAGUAUUAAGUGUUUUAGGACCUUAAAGUUCAGGAAAAUCUACUAUUUUAAAUAAAAUAUUUGGAUGCCAUUUUUGGACAAGUGUUGGUAGAUGUACAAAAGGUAUUUAUUUAAAUUUGUUGAAAAUCUAAUUUAAAGAAUACUUUAAUAAUUUAUUUGAUUAUAUAUUAAUACUUGAUUCAGAAGGAUUAUAGAAUCCAAAUCAGAUUGAUCCUGAGUUUGAUAAAAAAAUUGCUCUUUUUGUCUUGGCAAUAAGUGAUAUCAUUUUGAUAAAUGUUAAAGGAGAUAUACAUCAACAAUUUAAAAAUUUGGUUGAAAUGUGCAUUUUUACUUUAGUAUCUAUGAAAUCUAAUCUCUCUUCUAUAAAGUAAUUAAGUUGGUGUUUUAAUUAAAAUAACGAUGCUAACAAUUUUGCUCCAUUUUUAAACUAAAUACAAGGAAUUGCCAAUAGUUUAAAUUUAGAAUANCUAAUUGAUUCAAUAAAAAAAUAAUACAAGUUAAAAUUCAUUAUUUACAACAAAAAACUAAAAGGAGAUUGA
Paramecium pentaurelia is the source of this 4848-nucleotide messenger RNA. NCBI's taxonomy places the organism in Eukaryota, Ciliophora, Oligohymenophorea, Peniculida, Parameciidae. The record is from the annotation of a GenBank genome assembly.